AUGGCCUAUGAUACCACGACAUCCCCUAGUGAGCGCUAUUGUAUCCAGCUUCCGUGCUGCUACAAGGCUAUGUGCUACAUGGGUGCGAGGCUCACGGAGGAGGUAGACGGUGAACAACAGAAGCCUCGCGACCGCACUAUGGAAAUACUAUACGACUCCGAAGUGUCCCCUCAGCUGACAUCGAUUGUCACCAACCUCUGUUGUCACGACCACUUCAUCGUCCAGUCAGGCAAUAAGCAGGGCAAGGAAAUCACGGGUGAUCGCCUGACAGGUGGAGAACAGCGCAAGUGCGGAGACGUCACUCCAAGAAUACCAUCCAAAGGGGUAUACAGAGUAUUGUCACAGCAGCCGCCCUACGCAUUAAUAUCCGCCCCUAUCUAG
This is a messenger RNA of Colletotrichum spaethianum, 381 nucleotides long. RefSeq lists its product as uncharacterized. NCBI's taxonomy places the organism in Eukaryota, Fungi, Ascomycota, Sordariomycetes, Glomerellales, Glomerellaceae. The transcript has a single exon. The record is from RefSeq and is a predicted model, not a curated record. The coding region runs from base 1 to 381 and encodes 126 amino acids.